Archocentrus centrarchus (flier cichlid) is the source of this 2984-nucleotide messenger RNA. It is a transcript of the gene klf11a, whose product is annotated as Kruppel like factor 11a. The record is from RefSeq and is a predicted model, not a curated record. The transcript is spliced from 4 exons. Gene Ontology annotation, biological process: regulation of transcription by RNA polymerase II. Gene Ontology annotation, molecular function: RNA polymerase II cis-regulatory region sequence-specific DNA binding; DNA-binding transcription factor activity, RNA polymerase II-specific. Bases 178 to 1575 code for a protein of 465 amino acids. Lineage: Eukaryota; Metazoa; Chordata; Actinopteri; Cichliformes; Cichlidae.
UUUUUUUUUGGGCUGCUCUCAGCUGAAGCCAGUCUGUUUGGCAGCGGCUCAGCGCUCCUUACCGAAGCUCUCCCUCCGCCGCCGCCGCUGCUGCUCACUCAGCGUCUCCGGCUCCUCUUCCUUCUCCUCAGCUUCGCGGCGGAGCGCUGCUGUCAGGUUGACCGUGUGGACGGACACAUGGCAGCAGCAGCCAUGGAGCAGAAGCCGUACAUCGAGUACCACGACCUAGAGGCCGCUGAAGCGCUCGUGAGCAUGAGCUUCUUGGGUCAAGGGACACACAAGCCCCGGCCACUGACGCCCACCUCAGACUCCUGUGACUCCAUCCAGCUCCACCCAGAGGGCGGAGACACCCCCAAAGACCUGAUCGCCCUGUCCUCGCUGUGUAUGACUCCACCUCACAGUCCAAGCUUCGCCGAGGCCUCCACCACCCCUGUCCUCACCACCGCCUCUGCUGUGAGUCCCACCUCCAAAACGUUAUCCUGCCCCGCCCUCCAAAGCGACCUCCACGUCGGCACCUCAGAAACCUCAGCACUUCCACCUCACCCAGAGUCGACCUGUGUGGCUCCACCCAGCAGAGCAAUGGUCACCAGUGUCAUCCGCCACACCGCCGACAGCCUCAGCCUUCCUCUGCCCGACUCCGAGCCAACAGAAACCUCCACAACACCUCUGCUGCAACCUCCGCAGACACCUCCAGAGGAGAAGGAUGAGCCUUCUCUGACUCCUGACACCCCGCCCUCACCUCCCGCCUCAGUUUCCCCGCUUCACUCCUCCCAGCUGUCUUCCUCUCCAGUGUCCUCACCGCUGCUCUGCCAGGUUUUCCCGGUGAGCAGCCGAACGGGGAUGAUCUCCGCCUUCGUCCAGGCUCCGGUUCAGGUGCAGACGGCGGGCAGGCCCAAGCCCAUCCUGCCCCAGUCUCCCAGUUCCAGCUUCGCCCAGCCGCUGCUGUUGGGCUCCGCCGUGCCGCAGGGGACCGUGAUGUUUGUCGUGCCUCAGCCACCCGUGCACCAGCCGCAGCCAGGCCCGCAGACCGUUAUGACCCUGGGUAACACCAAGCUCCUCCCCCUCGCCCCGGCUCCUGUUUACAUGCCGUCAGGAGCGAGCAGCGGUGUCUCACAGGCUGACUUCUCCCGCAGACGAGACUACGUGUGCACCUUCCCCGGGUGCCAGAAGACCUACUUCAAGAGUUCACACCUGAAGGCUCACCUGCGCACACACACAGGUGAGAAGCCGUUUAGCUGUCACUGGGAGGGCUGUGACAAACGGUUCGCCCGCUCUGAUGAGCUUUCUCGCCAUCGCCGCACACACACUGGUGAGAAGAAGUUUGCCUGCAGCGUGUGUGACCGGCGAUUCAUGCGCAGCGACCACCUGACCAAGCACGCCCGGCGGCACAUGACCACCAAGAGGGCAUCAUCGUGGCCCAGCGAAACUCAAGACCUCAGCAAAGGCGGCCUGCCUAAUUGCCAGAAUAGAGGCCCAGCGCUUCCUAUUGGUGUGCUGGUCCCUGCCACAACUAACAAACAGACUAAUGGUGCCCAAAGGGCCAACUCAGAACCCCGGGGAGGGGCCGACCACUGACUAGACUCUUAAAGAGCGACUGUGACUGGUCGUUUCAAUCAGCUCCGCCCACCACAUCAGGACGAUGUUUUCUACUCGGCUACGUUUACACAACCUCAGAACAGGGUCAGACACACCUGGACUCGGGUUACAGGGACCUGUUCUGCUCACUUCCUGCUCUGCAGGGUCAUUCUGCAAGGGUAGCUUUGCAUAAGUCGUAGUUAAAAAUAAUCCUCAGAACUGAAACCCACCCUCAGUUUAUUCUCUCUGAAACAAGCCUCUCUCUUUAAGACCCCCCACCCAAAAAGCCCACUUGCUUCUUAUUGGCCAGCCUCUGGAAGCCUGAUGAGGGGGAGCACAUGGGUAGACAGUCGAUUUAGUUCAACCACCAACAGCUGCUUCCUGUACUCACACAGUAACAGCUUCACUGUGAGAGAAACUUAAGGACAUUAGUGUUGUUCACAGUGGGAUUAACAGGAAGUGAAUGGCUGUUCCAUUUAAGGAAAUCCAUCACUAGCUGAUGUCAGCUUGUCACAGAGGUAGAAAAACCUGCUGCCAUUUGAAAAGGGAUGACUGGCUCACAUUUACCUGAAACUGUUUCAGCACACGUGAUGGACAGGAAAGCAGAACAGGUCCCCUCAGGAGUUUCUCGUUAAGGCAGGAGGAGGAGGAGGAGGCGCUCAGAUUAAUCUCUUUUUUUCUCUGUAUUCAUGCGGCCGUGGGUCAAACGAAGAGUGCGCGUAUCAGAUCCGAGUGUAGCCGUUUUCCUGUCACUUUUGUUCAUGUAGACGUAGCCGUCGGCGGAGAACGGCGAGUCUUCUCCGCCCUACUCAGGACAUUUUAUUCCCACAAACCACAAACACACCGCCGCAGGAGGAGGAGGACCUGAAAGCACCAGGCUGCUGCUCACGCACGGACAGACGCCCACGGAAAGCCGACGUUGCACUGGAAUAUUUUUGAAUCUCGCUUGUUUUUGUACUCUCGCCGCGUAUCAUCACGUUUACUUCACUUUACUGCACUCUUAAUGUUCGCCAAAGCCUCGGUGUCGUGCUUCUUUCUGACUGUACAUAUUGUAAAUAUAUUGAUAUCUAUAUGAAUGUUACGUGUAUUCCAAUCUGCAUUUAUUGACAGUACGAGAUAUUGAUAUUUUAAAAAAGUCAGUGGACAGUAUUCAUCACUGUGAUACUACCUACUAUCUUUGCUUUACACAUUAUUAUUAUUUAAUAAACAUUUGUUGAGGAAAAGUGCUGUUUUUGAUAGCUUGGUUUUUUUGGCCCAUAGUGUAGCCAGUAAAAAUACCUCAUGUUAUUAAAUGUUAUUCUAAAUAAUAACAGCUUAUAUUAAAAUAAUCCUUUUUUUCUGAGUAUUUGCCUGUAGCCAUGGUGAUGGUGCAGAAAACAGCUUUUAUAAUAAAAGGUUACCGAAGCUCG